Microtus oregoni (creeping vole) is the source of this 8199-nucleotide messenger RNA. RefSeq names its product leucine-rich repeat transmembrane protein FLRT2. The record is from RefSeq and is a predicted model, not a curated record. Lineage: Eukaryota; Metazoa; Chordata; Mammalia; Rodentia; Cricetidae. The coding region runs from base 1274 to 3256 and encodes 660 amino acids. Gene Ontology annotation, molecular function: protein binding. The transcript is spliced from 3 exons.
UGCAAGCUGCAAAGCCGACCCCGCGAAUUCAUUACAGUAAACAUCUCCCGGGGGUGUCAGGAGGGGUGGGGGUGGGGACCUCAGCAUCUACAUUAGCGGAACCGGUCCGAUCAAGGCAGCAGUGUGGCUGGAGCAGCCUCCAGACUCGCGCCCCGCAGACGCUGCACUCGGAGUCAGCCCCGCGCCCGCCCCCGCUCAGCCCGAACUGCACGCCUUGCUGCGCGUGGUCCGCACAUUCGCUGCGACCGAACGCCCGCCCAGUUCUCCGGCCGACUCCCGUGGUCCUCGGUCUCGGAGAAGUCCCGAACUCGACAGGGACGCUCUCCACCGCCCUUCUAGUCCGCCCUACUUUAUUCGGGGUACGAGGCGGAGAGCGGGGGGGAGACGGAAGAAGAGAGGAGAGGAAACCCGGAGCUGUGGCAGCCGGAGCCUAGAUAAAGUGGCAUGCUGGACCCUUGGAGGCGGAGGUGGCGGAGGACGGGGGAAGAGGAUGCCGCGGCUCCGUAGGGGACGUAGGCGACUACAGGCAAGGCGAGCAGGGCGCUUGGGCGCCGGUAAGCUGCCGGGAGGCGCGCACGGCUCUGAGGCUCUGGCCUCAGCUUCCCGGAGCUCCGACACAGCCAGAGACGUAGCUGGAUUGCAGCAGUCACCGCCGCCACCUGGAGGACCCAGCAAAAGUUUGGAUCUGGGGGAGGGCGUUGCGCUGAGCGGGAUUACCCCCGGGGCUGGAGAGAGACCUGGAAAACCUUAGCAGGGCAGGGGGUUGAAGAAUGGGAUGGCCUUUUACAUGUUAGAACUCUGCCGUAGAGCUACAUCCCUGGCUCAAGCUGGCUGUGUCUUCAGCAUCCCCUCUGAUGGUUGCAGACUCUGUUUAACCAAGAAAUUCCUAGGCUGCUCUGCACUGGCCUGACUUCCUAUAGAAGAAGCAAGAUUUGUCUGACUGGCUGGACUUCUGUUGACAGUACUUACCACUUGGCAUCACUCUUCUCUUCUGUGGAAAAUCCUUCCUGUUGAGUUGUUUUGCCCACGGAGGACGGCCGCAGGAGGGCGACAUAGGCAGAUGAGACUAAACACAUCAGGAGGAUAGUUUUACCAUCUGCCUUCAGGCCAUUUCCUCAAACAGAAACUCUAGACUUUGACAGAAUCUGCUUCAGUAAUUUUGAUUUUGCUUCCUGUUUUGUUUUUUUUCCCUUUUUACUAUUAUUUGCCAUUGCCUUUGUUUUUAGUAUCCCACCCCCUCCAUCCCUUUGUAUUUUAUUUCUGUCCUUCAGCAAUGGGCCUGCAGACUACCAAGUGGCCCAGCCAUAGGGCUUUUUUUCUAAAACUUUGGCUCAUCAUUUCCCUGGGGCUCUCCUCACAAGUGUCAAAACUCCUGGCCUGCCCUAGUGUAUGCCGCUGUGACAGGAACUUUGUCUACUGUAAUGAGCGAAGCUUGACCUCAGUGCCUCUUGGGAUCCCGGAGGGCGUAACCGUACUCUACCUCCACAAUAACCAAAUUAAUAAUGCUGGAUUUCCUGCAGAGCUGCACAAUGUGCAAUCAGUGCACACGGUCUACCUGUAUGGCAACCAACUGGAUGAAUUCCCCAUGAACCUUCCCAAGAACGUCAGAGUCCUCCACCUGCAGGAAAACAACAUCCAGACCAUCUCGCGUGCUGCGCUCGCUCAGCUCCUGAAGCUGGAGGAACUACACCUAGAUGACAACUCCAUAUCUACAGUGGGGGUGGAGGACGGAGCUUUCCGAGAGGCCAUUAGCCUCAAACUGUUGUUCUUAUCGAAGAAUCACCUGAGCAGCGUGCCUGUUGGGCUUCCUGUAGACUUGCAAGAGCUGAGAGUGGAUGAAAACCGAAUCGCAGUGAUAUCAGACAUGGCCUUUCAGAACCUCACAAGCUUGGAGCGUCUGAUUGUGGAUGGGAAUCUUCUGACCAACAAGGGCAUUGCUGAGGGCACCUUCAGCCAUCUCACCAAGCUCAAGGAAUUUUCCAUAGUCCGUAACUCGCUCUCCCACCCACCUCCUGACCUCCCAGGUACGCACCUGAUCAGGCUCUACCUGCAGGAUAACCAGAUAACCCACAUCCCAUUGUCAGCCUUCUCAAACCUCCGUAAGCUGGAACGGCUAGAUAUAUCCAACAAUCAGCUACGAAUGUUAACUCAAGGCGUCUUCGAUCAUCUCUCCAACCUGAAACAACUCACUGCUCGGAAUAACCCUUGGUUUUGUGACUGCAGUAUUAAAUGGGUCACCGAAUGGCUCAAAUAUAUCCCUUCUUCUCUUAACGUGCGUGGUUUCAUGUGCCAAGGUCCUGAGCAAGUGCGAGGAAUGGCUGUCAGGGAGCUGAAUAUGAAUCUUUUAUCUUGUCCCACCACCACCCCUGGACUGCCUGUCUUCACCCCAGCUCCAACUACAGUCUCUCCCACAACUCAGUCUCCUACUCCCUCUGUUCCAAGCCCCAGCAAAGGCUCUGUGCCUCUAGCUCCCACCCCCUCGAAACUCCCCACCAUCCCUGACUGGGAUGGCAGAGAAAGAGUGACCCCACCUGUUUCUGAAAGGAUCCAGCUUUCCAUCCACUUUGUUAACGAUACUUCGAUUCAAGUCAGCUGGCUGUCUCUCUUUACUGUGAUGGCAUACAAACUGACAUGGGUAAAAUUGGGCCACAGUCUUGUAGGGGGAAUUGUUCAGGAACGGAUUGUCAGUGGUGAGAAGCAACACCUGAAUCUGGUUAACUUAGAGCCCAGAUCCACCUAUCGGAUUUGUUUAGUGCCAUUGGAUGCGUUCAACUACCGCACGGUGGAGGAUACCAUCUGUUCCGAGGCCACUACCCAUGCCUCGUAUUUGAACAAUGGCAGUAACACUGCUUCUAGCCACGAGCAGACAACUUCCCACAGCAUGGGCUCCCCUUUUCUGCUGGCGGGCUUAAUCGGGGGUGCAGUGAUUUUUGUGCUCGUGGUUUUGCUCAGCGUGUUUUGCUGGCAUAUGCACAAAAAGGGACGCUACACCUCCCAGAAGUGGAAAUACAACAGGGGCCGACGGAAAGAUGACUAUUGUGAGGCAGGCACCAAAAAGGACAACUCCAUCCUGGAGAUGACAGAAACCAGUUUUCAGAUUGUCUCCUUAAAUAACGAUCAGCUCCUUAAAGGAGAUUUCAGACUGCAGCCCAUCUAUACCCCAAAUGGGGGCAUUAAUUACACAGACUGCCAUAUCCCCAACAACAUGAGAUACUGCAACAGCAGUGUGCCGGAUCUGGAGCAUUGCCAUACGUAACAGCCAGAGGUCCAGCGUCAGAAAAGUGGACAACCAAACUCUCAAGAACACACAUGAGUGUGCACAUAAAGACACUCAAAUUACAUUUGAUAAAUGUUACCCAGAUGCGUUUGUGCAUUUGAAUACUCUGUAAUUUAUACGGUGUACUAUAUAAUGGGAUUUAAAAAAAAGUGCUAUCUUUUCUAUUUCAAGUUAAUUACAAACAGUUUUGUAACUCUUUGCUUUUUAAAAUUAAAAAAAAAUGUUGCUGAAGUACUGUACUGGGUUGUACAAUGAGGACCCAAUGCCAAGGCAGAAGAAUGAGUGAUUCAUACUUAAGAUGCAUAUUAACCACUUUGCUGUUGAAGCUGUCAGAAUAAAUUCCUUCUCUAUAGCUGAUAGUCAUAGGAAAGGAUAGAUUCAGAUGGGCUCAUCAGGGUAAGAGGGAUAGUUUGAGUAAAGAAAGAAUGACCUAGUUAUUUCUGUUUUCUAUACCUCUUGGCCUGGAAGAAACGCUGUUUGAAAAAUCCAUAAUAUAAUAAUAGAGGUAGUUAUUCCAAUUUGACCCAGUACAAGAAAUAGAACAUCAUGAGGAAUCCAGUUCCCAUGAGAUAAGUUAGGUCUACUUGACCAAAUCAAAGAAACUGAGAGGUUUGAAAUGUCCUUAAAACUCCAGGGUUGGCUUUCUGACUGUGAACUUCAUGCUUCCCUGGCCUUAAGUGAUAACAGAAUUGGAAACCUGAGUCUGAUUCUAGUCAUCUUCAGGGACCAAUAUGAUCAGUUCUAGCAAGAAAAUUCCCCUCAAAACUGUCACUAUUCAAAUAAGAUGUCAGGUGGAAGUAUAUCCAAUAGAGUUAUAUUCUAGAAUAAUUUUUUAGAAGAGGCUAAUAAAAAUAAUGGGAAGAAUUAUAUUGAAUGGAAUUAUUUUUGAUAAUGAAAAUUAUUUGGGUAGAUUCACUGAGGCUAUAUCAACAUGGUGUUUAGACCAACAAAGAACAGUGUUUGGACUAUAUUAACAGUGAUGUGUUUACUUAAAAAGUACUAAUACCACUUAGGAAAAAACAUCAGUGAUACUCUUACACUGUAUCAGCUGACUUUGUUAGUAUCAUGUUGAAAUAGCUUGAGUUAAUACCUAUAUCCCCUCUCAAAUUCUUGUCUUCCAAUCAUCUUGCGUAUAUUUUUUGUAAUUAAGUUGUAUAUCCCCCCUUUGUUUCCCAUCCACCACCUCUGCUUAGUAUUUCAAAGAAAUUGUGGACGCGAAUCUUGGUCGCACAAAUGAUCCCUGUGUAUUUCUAUGUAUUAAAAUCCAUAUUAAUAUCAAUUGCCAAUGAUUCUGUGGAGACACCAAACUGGCCAAAAUAAUGCGUAUUGUUAAAAAGCAAUACUAUGUUUCCAUUAGGAAUUAGCUUUGAUCCUUUUCCACAUUCAAAAUUCCCACUUGUUCCUUUUCAGUUGUGGAUGUCCCUCUAAUUUGUUCAUCUGAGGGUGAUAAUUAACUUUAUGCUAAAAGACCACCAAUGAAAAUGAGUAAGUCAGAGAAUGCAAUAUUUCUCUCAUCCUGGCAGAGGGUAUAGGAAAGCAAGGGAUGCCCACUAUUGAUGCUAGAUAUUUUUGAAGCAAGUCCAUUUUCAGAAAGCAUGAAUAAUUUACCCUAAUUAUUGUCAUCCCUUAGGUGUAGAAGGGCUAUAGACCACAUACAUUGCUUAAAGAAAUUUACCCUUGGGAAAUUUUUUUUUCGAAACCACCUUUAGGCAUUUCAUUCUGUAUUCCUUUACAACCAUCCAUCACUUUAGGGACUCAUGAAGUAAAUGUCACCCUCUUCUUGCUUUCUCUUUCUCUCUAAGCAAAAUAAAACUGUGAUGUGUCUUCUUGUAAAAUUUUAAGUAUAAAAUGCUAUGCAAGCUUUUCUUUAUAGCAAGAGCUUUAUUUUCUUUAAUAAUAUACCCUGACUUAUAUGUUUUAAUCUCCCUCAUUCCUCAGAAUAAGCAGAAAAUAUAACUGCAGCGAUAAUGUUAUAGACACAAGCAUUGAGAUGUGCAGUCAGUAGAGCUGAACAUAGUUAUGAAUUAAUUUAAUUAAUUCUAAAGUGACUCGGGUUUCCUCUUUCGUCUAUUAGCUAGCGGGUUUGGGCUGUUGGUUCCUUAAAAGUAGGUUCACACAGUGAAGAAAUAAGACCAUCUGGAAUGGUGAUCAGUGGAGCGUUACAUCAUCAAAAAUCAGGACAGUGAUAUGGGGCUCCGUGUAUUAGCUAAGUGUUUUCCUUUCACUGUCCUCUUGCAUCUCACUGUAGGUAAAACUGUGUGCUGAAAAUUAUAAUGGUACUUUGGUUUUUGAAGAUUUCUAUUUUGUUAUAAACAAGAUAAUCAGUAUUGUCGGUUCGUACUGUAUGUUUAACUUCCAGUGGGAUUCAGGACUAUGGAAAUGUCUUUUCUUUGACCCAGCAGAAAGAUGGCAUGGUUCCCACAAUGUUGAAUGGCAUCCACAACACUAUAGAAAGUUGAAGUGGUACUGAAGAGACCCAGUCAUGUACAAUGGUUAAGUUGCUUGCAAAAUUGCUCUGGUAGAGGUGUUUAAAAAAAAAAAAAAAAGAUCUUCAUUUUGAUUUAUGAGCAGCAUAGCAAAGACAUCUGCCAUGAAAAUCAGACUACUAUCUGUAGAAGUGUGCUUUAGGGACUCCUACACCAGAGUCAAAAUCACAUCGUGUAAUCUGUACUAGCUUAUGAUACAUUUACAAAAGUAGAUGAGCACCAGUCCUUACUGGAUGAUAUUUUGACUGGCACCUUUAGUCAGGAGACUGUCCUGCAGUUGUAUCUCCUAUGUGUUUGGUCCUCUCUUAGCCUCAUCAUUAUUUCUUUUGAGGUGAUUAAUUAAGAGUUAAAGUUGAGUUUUCUCAGAUAGUUUCACCCUCCCUGUCAGUACAAUAACUGUAACUACUAGAGGACAUUGCAAAAGAAAAAAGUAAAUCAAGGUCACACAGAUGUUAUCAGUGAUUAAACAGAAGGUAAUCACCAGUACCUCCUUGCUUACAGAGAUGCAUAUGACCCUGGAGCAACCCUGGGUUUCACUUAAACACAGUCACUUCCUUGGCUAGGAAGUACAACACUUGUGACAAUCACAGACAUGAGAAGGGUGUUACCUAUUUAUUUAUAAUAUAAGCGGAAUAAUCCUCCCUUGAGAGAAAUAAUGCUAUUUCUAAUUUUCCAGAUGUUUGUUGAUACAAUAUUAGACAUUUUCACCCAAGGGUAAAAUAGAAAAAAAGAAACUAUAAUGUGAUCUUUUUGGAAAAAAAGUGUAUUAACGGUGUAACUAAUAUUACACCUCUGUUUUUUUAAAUAGUGGAGGUCAUAAUGGUCUUAGUCAUGCCGCACAGCCAGAACUUCCUUCUUCCCUGGAGAAAGCAUAACUCUUCAUGUGAGGAGAGCAUCCAUUUCAAAUACAAGGCACCAUUGUUUUCUUCAGAGGCAGGUGCUACACUGGAUCAGCAAAUUUCAGCUGCAGCAUCCCUGCAGCUUUUGACAGUGAGGUGAUUAAUUUUCAUCAAUGUCUUUUUCUAGGGUUUAUCUCUGACCUAUCAAAAGGGGAUAUUAGAUGUUGCUUUAGAACUUGAGAAUAACACAUAAACUCAAAACUUGCUUCUCCAACUAAAUGGGAAAGCAAAAAGGAAGAGUGAACAACAGGGAAACAAUACACACACACACACAAAAACAAAAACAACAAGUCUCAAUUAUUAAUCUUGUCAAACUUAGCUUCUUCUUUUUUUAGUUAAGAUAAAUAAUGGUAGGAAGCUGUAUCUACACCCUUCUCCAGUUUCUUCAGCAGGAUUGAAGCAAUUGUUGGCAACUGCAAUGCUUUUCACUGAUUGUGGAGAAUACAUUUUGUACACAGUAUGAAGCUGUUUUAGCAAACCAGGUUGUUUUGUUAUAGUAUUUCAUUUUAUAGCUGCACAUCCACCAGAAGAGCACAAACCAAGGCCAUUGCGACAAGCAUUUUAAAAUUAACAUAAAACAUGCAAUUCCAUGCAUACAUAAUACAUGGACUGUUUGUAAAGGUGUCUGUGGAAUGUGAGAUUUGUAGCCAGCUCCAACAAAAUGAGGCAUCACUAUUGUAUGCCCUCAUAGGAUAAUAUUUACUGAAUGUUAAGUUUGAUGAUCUGUUACUAUUUGAAGCAUAUGUUGAUUUGAUUUCAGUUUGUGUUUAGUGUGUUUCUCUGACAAGGGACUUCAAGGGGCUGGAAGAUUCCAUGUCAUGCAUCCUCUGAGACCUACCAUGUUGCACACUUUGUUAACUACCAACUUCACUCUACACUAUACAGUACCUUGUUGAUAUAUUCAGUAAAGGCUUAUUUUAAAAGAAAACCCAUUGUGUUUAUCUGAGUAAAUUCACCGGAAUGUAACCAGUACUUCUGCUGUAAUGUAAAUGAGAAACAUGAGAAAUUCUUCAUAGACAACAAAGAAGGCAGAAAUGAAGCAGACUGUAAAGUGUUCGUACCCUGCUACUGUAAAAGCAACAUCUAUUUUUAAAGACAGUGAUCUCUCUGUGUAAAAGGAUAAUGUGAUGGUUCCUCCCUUUUUCCCCACUGAAAUAAUCUCAGAAGAUAGAUUUAUGUACACACCACAGCAGAAAGCACAGCCUUCUCUGUUUGAGAAAUACAAACAGAUACGUAUAAUAUGUACACAAUUACACAAGUCUUUUUUUCACAAUAUACACUAUUGAUUUUGAUUGUUAACUUUGAGAAUUCUUGGCCCCCUUCUUUUUUGUAAAGAAUUGCUCACUGUUCAUCUGUACUUUCCGAUGGAUACUCCAGGUAGUACAUCUACCCAUAUAACUCAGAUCUGAUUCUAGAUUAGUCCCAAAUGAUUUUACAGAACCCCCUUCUCUAACAUUUGACCAUUUCACCACUGAUGAAUUUGGCAUGUGUAGUGUGGAGCUGCAGGCUGCGUUCCUGCCACCCUGCUCCUGGCCGC